Molecule: messenger RNA, 1626 nt
Organism: Penicillium salamii
Lineage: Eukaryota; Fungi; Ascomycota; Eurotiomycetes; Eurotiales; Aspergillaceae
Source: the annotation of a GenBank genome assembly
AUGGAAGGAAAAUCAACGAAAAGACCGAGACUAAUGAAUAUCUUCAUCAUUAUAGUCGACCCAGAACGACGCCAAUGGCGAUGGCCAAACUAUAUUGCUUUUUGGAUUGCAGAUUCAUUAAACAUUAACACAUGGAUGAUUUCUUCCUCAAUGAUCGUCGACGGACUUUCAUGGUGGCAGUCAUGGCUUUGCGUCUGGGUGGGAUAUUUCGUGGCUGCGUGCUUCGUGACUCUAACGGGGCGGAUCGGUGCUGUCUAUCACAUUUCAUUUCCAGUAACGGCUCGCGCUUCAUUCGGAAUCUGGGGAUCAUUCUGGCCUGUGAUAAACCGAGUCGUGAUGGCCAUCAUCUGGUAUGGUGUGCAAAGCUACAUUGGAGGCCAGUGUGUGACUAUAAUGAUCGAGGCUAUCUGGCCAAGCUAUCGAAACCUCCACAACGGCCUCUCUGCCAGCGCCGGCGUUGAUACCAAGAAUUUCCUCAGCUUCUUCCUCUUCUGGUUGUGCUCUCUCCCAGCGCUCUGGUUCCCUGUGCAAAAGGUUCGUCAUUUAUUCACGGCCAAGGCUAUCUACUCUCCCAUCGCCGCUAUUGCCUUUUUCGCCUGGGCCAUCUCUCGCGCCCACGGCCUCGGUCCCAUCAUUCAUCAAUCCAACACUGUCCACGGCUCCGAUUUCAGAUGGGCAAUGGUAAAAGCAAUCAUGUCAUGUAUCGGAAACUUUGCCGCCCUCAUCAUGAACAAUCCCGAUUUCUCACGCUUCGCACGAACACCCAAGGACGCUACAUGGUCACAACUAUUCACUAUUCCCAUUGGAUUUGGAGUCACCUCAUUUAUCGGCAUUAUCGUCUCAUCCUCAUCUUCGGUGAUCUUCAACGACGGCUACACAUGGAAUCCACUUGACCUUCUCGGCAAGUUCCUCGACGGUGCUAGUUCCGGCCAGCGUUUCGGUAUCUUCAUCAUUGCCGCUGGAUUUGUCCUUGCUCAGCUGGGAACCAACAUCUCUGCCAACUCGGUCUCUGCAGGCACUGAUCUCACUGCACUUAUGCCACGAUACUUGAAUAUUCGUCGCGGCAGCUACAUUUGUGCUAUUGUUGGCCUGGCGAUGUGUCCGUGGAACCUCGUCUCCUCCUCCAACAACUUCACGACCUACCUAUCCGCGUACUCCCUCUUCUUAUCUGCGAUUGCCGGCGUCAUGCUUUGCGACUACUAUAUUGUUCGAAAGGGGUACCUUGACAUCCGUUCACUUUACAGCGCUCGCAACACCGACCCUUACUACUUCACCUUCGGAUUUUCGUGGCGUGCUUAUACGGCUUAUUUCUGUGGCAUCAUGAUCAAUAUUGUGGGCUUCGCUGGUGCAGUGGGAUGCAAGGUCCCAAUCGGCGCAGAAUAUAUCUACAACGUGAACUACUUUUCCGGCGUGAUCGUUUCAGGCACUGUGUAUCUCAUUUUGACGUGGCUCUUCCCCGUCCCUGGAACGAGCGCGACUUGGAACGAGGUCGAUAUUGAUACCUUGGACCUUGACGUUGCAUACGGACAGGAUCCCAGUGAUUUGGAGGCCCAUGGUGGGCGAAGUUCAUUCGACAAGCUAUCGCUCGACCAUAAGGGUCCUACUCCAUUGACUCAAAAGGUUUAA